Molecule: messenger RNA, 879 nt
Organism: Akanthomyces muscarius
Lineage: Eukaryota; Fungi; Ascomycota; Sordariomycetes; Hypocreales; Cordycipitaceae
Exons: 2
Coding region: 1-879 (292 amino acids)
Source: RefSeq, a predicted model, not a curated record
AUGCCCUCUGCAACAGCCGUCUUCAACCGCACCCUCACCAACCUGGGGCCUCUCACAACCACCUUCACACCAGGGCCAUCAUGUACCGCUCUCGCGAGCCAGUCCAACGCAGGCUUCAUCUUCGCGCGCUCCGGGUAUGGAAACGACCUCGAAUCGGCCAACGGCCCGAAUUUCCCCUACGGCUCCGUGGCCUGCACGCCGCAAGAUCUCGCGACGUGCUACCCCAACGGCAAGGAACGCCAGUCUAUCCUUGCCACUGGCUACGAGUUUACGCAGGCCUACAACUCGCCAGGCUACCACUGCCCUGCCGGAUGGACCGCCGUCGCCUCCGCGACACUUCCGGACUUGAGUAGCAACCGCACUGUGCCGUCGGGCUAUGAUGCGUAUGCGACGGGGUUCGCUCUGUCGGCAAUGGCCUCGGGCGAGACGAUGACUAUGUGCUGUCCAAGUGGCUACACGCCGUUUGCCGGCGACUUUGAAUUUCAAGUUGGCUGCACUUCUAGCAUGGGUCCGACGUCUUCGUACGGCGUCAGCGAGAGAUGCUUCAAUGACCGCCCUACCACUACGGCGACGUUUGAGUACUGGAGCGGUGAGGUGACCAAGAUUGAGCCCGUGUCUGACGCGCCGGCAAAGUAUAUACAGCUGCCGCUGCAGACUGGCAGCCUGAUCUCGUAUGAGAUAAUUCAUACCAUGCCCAACAUUGUGCUGAUCAACAAGGGUACGGCUACGGAGACGGCAUCACCCACGCCGACCAGCACCAGCAAAGAUGAAGGCAAGGAUGGAAAGAAGAACUCGGGAAGCGUGCAGAGAGUCAAUUUGCCUUUUGCCGCGGCCGUUACCAUCCUGCUUGCCGCAGGAUCAUUGUUGGGACUUGGCUGA